UCCUCAGGCUCAGCUGCUUGGGGGCCGUGUGUGCCCAGAGCCAGGCACAUUUGAGACUGGGAUCUCGGUGGGAGCACACAAUCACCAGCAGCCAUGUCUGUGGAAGAGGAAAGCCGUCCUUUUGCCCAGCAGCUGUCCAAUGUCUACUUCACAAUCCUUUCGCUUUUCUGCUUCAAACUCUUUGUGAAAAUCAGCCUUGCCAUCCUCAGUCACUUCUACAUUGUGAAAGGAAACCGUAAGGAAGCGGCGAGGAUAGCAGCUGAGUUCUACGGAGUGACCCAAGGCCAAGGUUCUUGGGCAGAUCGAUCACCACUCCAUGAAGCAGCAAGUCAAGGCCGUCUUCUUGCUCUGAAGACUUUACUGUCACAGGGAUAUAAUGUAAAUACAGUGACAAUCGACCAUGUCACUCCCCUGCAUGAGGCGUGCCUGGGAGAUCAUGUUGCCUGUGCUAGGACUCUUCUCGAAGCUGGAGCCAAUGUGAAUGCAACCACAAUCGAUGGUGUGACCCCAUUAUUCAAUGCCUGCUCCCGAGGAAGUGCUAGCUGCAUCGAGCUACUGUUGGAGUACGGUGCCAAAGCUCAGCUGGAGUCCUGCCUUCCCUCACCGAUGCAUGAGGCAGCCAGCAGAGGUCAUUGUGAAUGUCUCGAAGCUCUGAUAUCCUGGGGCAUAGAUGUUGACCAAGACAUUCCUCACCUGGGCACCCCUCUGUAUGUGGCUUGUAUGGCACAGCAAUACCAUUGUGUCCAAAAGCUUCUUUAUGCAGGUGCUGAUGUACAAAAAGGCAAGUAUUGGGACACUCCAUUACACGCUGCUGCUCAGCAGUCCAGUUUAGAGAUCGUGGGUGCUCUGCUUGAAUUUGGGGCUGACAUCAAUGCUAAAAAUACAGAGCUCCAGCGGCCUGUGGAUUUAGCUACUCCCAGCAGCAACGUAGAGAGAAUGUUGCUGCAGCAGGAAGCCACCCCGAGCUCUCUGUGCCAACUGUGCCGGCUGUGUAUCCGCAACUGCAUAGGAAGAGCAAGGCUCCAUCUCGUUCCCCAGCUCCAGCUUCCAACGCUCCUGAAAGACUUCCUACAAUACCGAUAAAGCAGUAAACUCACCCUUGACGACUGCGGAAGCAAAUGUUGAUGUUUGUUUUCUAGAAUGCUGUAUGUUUCCUGUCUAAAUAUCCUAGGGAUGAGGUAAAAUACCUGUGGGGAAGAUGUGUAGGUAGCUCUAGUUUGAGAUCUAUUGAUUGGACAUUGAAUUAUUUUGGUUGAUGUUAAAUAUCUUUUGUAUUUUAUGUAUCAAGGCACCAUAUGGUCUACAUUUCAUUAGCUAGUCCACAGAAUACCUUUGUUGAUGUAAGACAAAAAAACAAAAAACCUCUACCUUUCAUGUAAUCUAAUCUUCAAACAGAAACAAAAAUGCAAACUUAUUAAAACUGUUCAGAUUACAUUACACUGUAAAAUGUGAUCUCUCUUCACGUAUAUGGUUAGUGACAUAGUUGUAUCUACUAAAACUGUUUAUUGCAGUUUGUUUGUUUUUACACAACUGUAGACUGUGAGUCAUGCUUUGGAAAGAACAGGGAGAGAUCUUGGAUCUGAGCUGUACUGUAUUAAAGGAAAUUCCCUUUAUUGAUUUUUUUUUUUUACUUUUUCAUUCUAAGGAACGUGUUGAAAAGGAAAAACAAGAUAAAGACCCUAAAGAACCUACAAAGGGUACUAAACAUUUAGAAAGCCACUAAGAGCCUAAAUAGGGUUUGUUAAAGAAACAAAACAAUAGGUGUUGUUUAUCCAGGGUGGACUGGGCCUAAAAUACUAACUUGGCCCUUAGAGCUACCUGUCACUCACCUGUCACACCUCCUCCUUCUGAGGGACAGACUUAUGUACCAGAGAUUUCUCCUCAAUGUUUAGAUACAUCAGCUUAGAAACCGAGGAGCAAAUUUCAGGAAUUGUGAAGUAGAUGUGGUAAGCCAAACAGGUAGGACUGACACUUGGCAAAAUUGAUUAAGAAGCCGUGAUGUACACUCCUCAGUCUCCAGGGAACAGGUCAGUCCAGCACUGAAUAAAAUGCAAGAUACACCUUUUAGAAGAAAUUGGUUAAAAAAGAGAAUUACUUAGUUUUAAAAAGAAAUACCAGUAGGAUAUUAUUUUAAUAGGCUAAACAACAUCAAAAUCUCCAACACUGUAUCCAAACCUCAUUAAUGGCAUAUUGUUGUUUACAAUAAAAGGUAGUGUUUGCUAUAUUUAUAGACAAUAAUGAAUGGAUGGGAUGGGGGUGGGAGAAAGGGGGGUGUUAUGAAUAUGGGAGUUUCUUCUAUGCCAGUGGUGCCUGCAAGGGUAAAUAUGACUGUAUUCAUCCCUUGAGUUGUAAGUAUAUUUGAGUGAAAUGUAAAAUAUUCUUA
Dromiciops gliroides (monito del monte) is the source of this 2383-nucleotide messenger RNA. RefSeq names its product ankyrin repeat and SOCS box containing 5 (gene ASB5). The coding region runs from base 94 to 1083 and encodes 329 amino acids. The transcript has 7 exons. Gene Ontology annotation, biological process: protein ubiquitination; positive regulation of protein catabolic process; intracellular signal transduction. Gene Ontology annotation, molecular function: protein binding. NCBI's taxonomy places the organism in Eukaryota, Metazoa, Chordata, Mammalia, Microbiotheria, Microbiotheriidae. The record is from RefSeq and is a predicted model, not a curated record.